GGAUAUUUCCAGUCAAGUGAAUGUUUGCCUCCUGCCAAACUACCGGAACAAUUCAAGUGCCCGCCAGACACGUGAUGCAUGACUUCACCGCCCAGCGUUCCCGCCGUCACAAUUAUGACCACAACAACCUCGCGCAUCUUUCAUCCCCAACCUGACCGUAAACGCCUUGUGGCCCAUGCCAAUAGCUAACUUUCCCUUCACUUUCCUUCAUCAGUAGCCCCAACAUGUCUGAAGACCAGGAUCUAAUGGCUAAGAUCAGCCAGCUUGCUGGUCAGAUCAAUCGACAUAAAACGCAGAACUCCCAGUCCCCCGCCCCUUACGGUCAUGAAUCUCAUUCCGGACCAUAUGUAUCGCGACACGCGCCCUCCAGAGGACGACCGGGAUGGGCACCCUAUCGAGGCCGACCGUACGGACGAGGACGCGGCGGAGCUCCCCAUCGACACCGUACCCUCAUCCUUAAUAACGCCACGUCAGGAACGCCUGCUAGCUCGACCCCUUCCGUUGGCGCUGCCUCUGACAACGAUGGUGAGAGUCGAUCGAACACGCCGAAUGGGUGGGUCGCCAAACAUGACCGCCACAUGCAGCUGAUCAACUCGGCCAUCUACGACAAGGAGGCGCAGACCCGGGCGAAAGCUAUGGAAGAGAGUCGUAAAGCCAAAGCCGUGAAGAAGGCUCAGAUAGAACAGGCCAAGGUGCUUAGGUAUGCUCAGGGGGUCGGGAGACAGUAUCCACCCGCAGUGCCCAAGGCGUCGGCCACUGCCGAGCCGAUGGCCGAGUACCAGGUCUAUCUCAACGAUAUCCCGUUCCGAGUGUCGCGUGGUGGCGGCAAGCUGAUUCGAGUCUCUGGUGAUCCCAAUACUGCCAACAAUACGCCUAAGCGAGUCACGGUGGCUGGCGUGACGUUCGUGCGCAGCAAGAAUGGAAAUCUUCAUCGUCUUGGUGCGGUGACUUCGAAAAGGAAACCGACGAUGGUUAGGAAGAAUGAACUUUGCAGCCGAUUUUCUACGACGGGAACGUGCUACAAGGGACCGAAUUGUCUCUACAUCCAUGAUCCGAACAAAGUCGCCAUGUGCAAAGACUUCCUUCAAACUGGUAAUUGCAAUGCAGGUAUAAGUUGCGAUCUCUCCCAUGAGCCUUCGCCCCAUCGAUCCCCCACUUGUAUGCAUUUUCUGCGCGGGCGUUGCGUCAAUCCGGAAUGUCGAUAUGCCCACAUCCGGCUGACUCCGGGCGCGCCCGUGUGUCGAGCUUUUGCAAACCUGGGCUACUGCGAGAAGGGUGCCGAGUGCGACCAGCGUCAUGUCCAUGAAUGCCCUGACUAUGCCAACACCGGCGUCUGCAAUAAGAAACGGUGCAAGCUGCCCCAUGUGGACCGGGCUGGACAGAUCCGGAAGAACACUGCUAAUAAUCGCACCGAGAUCAUGAUCGAUGAGGACGAGUCUGAUGCCUCUAGCGAGGAAGAAGAGUAUGAUCAGAUUGACUCAGAUGACAUUGACUCGGAUGAGCUGGACGAUGAGCCCGAGGAGCUUAUCGAGGGAGCCGGUGGCAGCGAGCUCUCGCAGCAGCAGGAUUACAUUCGCCUUUAAUUGUAGAUUCGACAGCGGGUCUGACGCCUGCUUGGGGAAUAACGAUCUCUAGAUACCCAUCCAGCGUGUUUCAAUUGUUUGGGGACUUGGUUUUUCUUGUUCUUUUUACGUCUGCUUUUUUCGAUAGUGUACUUAUGAUAGACACGAACAAAUGGAGAUGUUUUCACCG
Aspergillus melleus is the source of this 1752-nucleotide messenger RNA. Its product is annotated as CCCH zinc finger protein. Lineage: Eukaryota; Fungi; Ascomycota; Eurotiomycetes; Eurotiales; Aspergillaceae. Gene Ontology annotation, cellular component: nucleus. The coding region runs from base 225 to 1583 and encodes 452 amino acids. Gene Ontology annotation, molecular function: metal ion binding. The record is from RefSeq and is a predicted model, not a curated record. The transcript has 5 exons.